CCUUAAGAUGAGUUAUCAACCCUUUUAUACAGUGAAUUUUGAUGGUAAAACACCAUUGGCGACCAGAUGAGUGAUUGGUGGAUUUAACUAUUUUUUUACGUAACCUCAGAUCACAAACUUGAAAACGAAAAAGUGAACUAUAUUCGGAAACUUUCAUUCUUCUUAUCUGUCAACAUUCAAAGAUGAUACGCUAAUUAAUAGAUUUAUAAAAAGAGUUAUGCUAUUCACCUAUUUGCCUCCUAACCUACGUCUACGCAGGAAUCAGCCUCCUCGGCUGAUUGGCAGGCAGAUGAUGAGUGGUACAGUAGGUGUGGUUAACAUUUCUAAAACGUAACUUUUGAUCAACAAUUCAUAAGCGAAGAAGUGAAGCAGAGAACUAAAUAAUUUAACUUUGAUUCUCUUUAUAUGUCAACAUCAAAAAACAGUAUUCUAUAAAGAGUUGUGCCAUUGUCCUAUUGGGGACUAGGUAAGGCGAGGUGAGCGAUUGCUUCGGAGUAUACGCCCUGCGGCCAAUAUUGGAACUAAAAUAAACGGUGGUGGACAACGAUGCGAGAAUUCAACAACAUCCUCCUGCGGUGGAUCAUAACUGGUCAUCUUUCAAGAGUUCCAGUAGCGGCAGCAAUCUUGGCCGUGACAUUCACUGGACAGUGGCUAACAGCCGAAAUCGCAGAGAUACUCCAGUAAAAAUGGAUGGAGGUGGCAGCAGCCACCAAACCUGGAAUGACGAAGAAGAGGUCACUCUCUACUGUUCCAAUUUCCUGGUCAAUUCGACCGUGGCGCUCGAAUGUGGACAAUAUCUAGUCGGCAAUUUCAUUAUGAAGGCUAUCCAGAUCUGCGUUGAAGAUGUCAGCCGCAAUGAGGACCCCGCCUGGGCUCAAGAGUCCUUGGGUCUCCUGGAAGAUCAGUGUGAAGUAGAAGCCACAUAUCGAAGAGCUUCUGAUUGGCCACGAAAUAUUCUCGGGCGCCCUGUUAUUCCGCCAAUCAUAAUCGAAGCUCUUAAUUGCCCCAAUCGCUGUUCCCACCAGGGCGUCUGUUUACCUUACGGAUGCGUUUGUCAGCCUGGAUUUUACAGAAGUGAUUGCAGUCUAAUGGAUGAUACUCCUCCACGGAUCGAGAAAGUUGGCGAUGGGGAUGGAUUGUGUGAUCUUCGCGCAAGCGACUGCCGGAAAAUCAAAAUCGUUGGUUGUGGAUUCAUUGAUUCAUCCCGUUUGAAUUGCCAGAUACAUCCAGGCCGCUAUGACGGGUCCAGUUGGCAACGUGGCAGCUAUAACAACCGCAGCAUUCCAUCAUCGGCUCAGUUUAUUGGUCAAAAACGAAUUAUUUGCCACUUGCUGGUGACGGGCUCAAAUCGUCGCCACGUGCUGGACGAUGUCAGCGAAGAGUUGCACUUGGAAAUCCGCGUCACCAACGACGGCAUCCGUUAUAGUGUACCAACAAGUCGACUUACUAUCUACCACUCUGGAUGUCGAUCGUGCCCAGCCAAAAAAGACAGCUGGCCAUUAUGUGGUGAUCGGGAAGACGUAUGUUAUCUGGACAACUCUUGCUACCCAGACGGGGAGGUCAAUCCGCAUAAUCCGUGCCAGAGCUGUAGUUUGGAUCAUCCCCAAUCCUGGAGCAUUAAUCCCAACAACUUACCCCCUGUCGUCUCUAAUCGGCUGAAAACGACAGCCUACGAUGGCCACGUGUUAGAGUACUUCAUCCAUGCUGUAGAUCAAGAUCCGCUGCAUUUUGGAUUGGUCGAUCCGCUUUCCGACGCCCAAGUGACGCCGGAAGGAAUUUUCCGCUGGAAGGCCGUCUCAAAUGCGCUGUCUCCAUUCAAUCACGAGACUUUUGCACUCACCGUUUCCGACCAAUGUAAUCAUCCUGUUCAUUUCCAUCUACACGUCGAUGUACUACCCUGUCCGUGCCUAAACGGAGGUACGUGCCGUAAUCCGCCAGACGAUUUCAUCACGUCCAAUCAGAUCGAUCCGACGUACCGCUGCCAUUGCAGAGAGGGGUUCACAGACCCAGAUUGUGGCAUUCGGAUCGAUUUCUGCGACCCUAACCCCUGCCGUGAUGGAUUAUGCUUGAACGAAGUCGAUGGCUAUGUCUGCGACUGUUUCCCAGGCUUUAAAGGCAUCCAUUGCGAUCAAAAGGAUGAAUCCUUAAUCGAGAAUGCUCUCUCUCCAAUCAUGAUAACUAAGCACAACGAUACUUUUUCCAAACAAGACGGUUGUACGGUUCCUUGUCAAAAUGGAGGGACUUGUAUGAGGCGGAAUCGUUGCCAAUGUCCCGAAGGUUUUGUAGGUAGACAAUGCCAGUGGACUGCGCCAACGUGUCAUCCAAGCUGCCUUAAUGGCGGACACUGCAGCCGCCGGAAAGUUUGCGCAUGCAAAAAAGGCUGGACUGGUUCUCGUUGUGAAACUGCGAUUUGUGGGCAGCCUUGUUUGAAUGGAGGUGUUUGCUCAGCUCCUGGCAAAUGCACAUGUCCAGAUGAAUAUCAUGGAUCCAGAUGUCAAAAAGCUAUAUGCAAACCAAAAUGUCGAAGAGGUGGUAAAUGCAUUGGACCGGGAAUAUGUCUCUGUCGGGCAGGUUUCGGUGGAUCAAACUGCGAACUGCGUCUGUCAUCAGCUGGGAAAAGAAAUUGGAAGAAAGCAAACUCUGUCGGUAAAGCCAAGACCAUUUUCCUGGAAACUUGAAAGAAUGAAAAACAUAAUUAUUGUAUCUUAACAAUUCACUCGAUCUUACUUCGUAAUCGGCUCGUAAAUUUUCUUCUUUGAACCCAACCAAUACCGAGUCGUUAACGUAUUUAACUUGCCGUCACGUCAAUUUUACACAAUGGUUAUUGUGUGUGUAGCUGGGACUUGGCCGAAUGUUGUAGCCCACUUUGCUCACUGCCAUCUGUACAGUAAUUUUUUUUAUCUUUUUUUGUAUUAUUUUUUUUUUUUGCAUUACGAAAUGGAGGAUCAAACAUUGUCGCGACUUACAUCACAAUACAAUAACUAUUUUAUUUCUAGAUUUAGCCUUCGCAGUACGAAUAAUAAGAAUAGUUUGAUUUUACUUGAGAGCCCUCAAUUGCCGUUUUUAUUUUUCUGGGUGCCUGUUCAUCGCUGAAAAUGUUUCAUUCCUAGUCGAUUGCAGACGAAUGGGGUCGCAAGGAAAGAGUCGUGGGGAUGACACAUGGCUUCACUUUCGUGUUAUUUUCAUAAAACUUAGGUUUGAAAAAUAUGAAUAAUAUAAUAAUAUGCUUGAUCUAAUGUCAGACUGUGUGAGGCUGAAAGGCAGUCUUACAAAAAUGGAUUUGAGAUUAUCAAUGAGAAAAAUGUGUUAUUAUGCUAUGUAGCAUGAAUAGGGACUUGGUUACUUUACACAAAACUGGAAGGGCCAUUGCAUUACUUCCUCAUCCAUCUUGGCAAUUGGUUUGGUAAAGCGAUCAAUGCCAGGGAAUUUUAGCAAUUAACCUGCAUUUUCAAGAUGUCUUGAAUUCCUCCCACAUAAUUGGUUAAACGAGUGAAAAUGGCCACUUUCUCACUCUGAAGUUUUCCGUCACUGGUUUUCAGAAGGAAGAUAGUGAUUCCAAUCUGAGUGUUGUUGCUUAUUAUUGGACCACCCUCAUCCCCCUGAAAUGAAUCAAACAGCACACAGAUAACAUUCUGAAGGAAAGUACAAUUAAACCUUACCUUUCAAACACUCCAGCCUUCAGUUCUUUCAGCACAGAGGUGAUAUACGAGACGCGGCACCCAAUUUCAAUCGAAAGUCGUUAUGCAAUUUCCGAAACUUCUCCUUCAAAUAAGCCAUCUGUAUCGCAACCAUAUUCCAUAUCCUCUCUUCCCUGUUGCGUGGCCAAAUGCGUAAUAUUUUAGGGAACCAUUUAUCUUUCGACAAUUUCUUCAAUGUGCCGUACUACCUUGCAAGCUUGAUCUGCAGACUGCAGUCUCAUCUCCUUGAUUCAGAGUGAGCCGAUUAAAUGGCGAAGGAAACAGCUGGCCUGGCUUGGUCUCAAUCUCUCACAAAUACUCAAAAGGAUUAAGAAUCCCGCAAUAGUUCUGGCAGGCGUUAGCUUUUCGCCAUCAAGCCUGUAAUCUUACUGGUAGAUGGUAUGAACAUGUUUCUUUUCAAAUGAAAUAGAAGAAAAACGUUUCAUUCUGCAUAGUGCUAAAGCAGGUAUGCGACUGUCAGCGGCAACAUGCUAUACCUACUGCUAGUGUUAUCCGUUUUCGUUAUUGGAUUGCUCUUUUGGCUUUGGCGGUGGGAAUGCUCUUCAUUCGUAAGACAAAUCGACCGAAUUCCUGGACCGCCCAAAGUUCCGUUCUUCGGGAACGUGUUUGCGAUUCCCCGAGAUGGCUCAGGUAAAUAAAAUGUUUAUCGAACCUUUUAAGGGCUAGUCAGAUUAAAGGAAAGGCACAGCCCACUAUAACGUUCCCCAGUUGGUUUACGAUACCUUUAAAUCAGUCAAGUCUUUCUCGCACGCCAUGGCGGAAUAAACAGGUACACAAGAUCUUUAAUAGAGUCGAAGGAAGGAAAAGAAAAACUGUUGUCAGAGAAUGCUUAAGGGUGGACUUCAGGCAGCUUUCUUCCAGACAGAAAAACCAGAACCCUCCGUUUCAAAACAACUAAUCUUUUCUAAAUUUAUCCAUGUACUUUCUUUUGUCUUCAGAAUUUCUUCAUACCUUGCAUGUAAAAUGGAUCAGGAAGUACGGCCGCAUCUACCGGACGUGGAAAGGUACAAGUGCUAUUGUUUCGAUUUCUUCCCCACAACAUGUCGAGCGCCUUCUCACUAGCCAGAAAAACAUUGACAAGAGCAGCUAUUAUGCUUUUCUUGAGCCUUGGCUGGGAAAUGGCUUGCUAUUGUCAUCAGGUGAAAAAUGGAAAAAGAUAGGCGUUUGGUGACGCCGGCCUUUCACUUUCAGAUCCUUGGUGAUUUCUUUGAUGUCUUUAAUCGAAACGCUGUCAUCUUAAUCGAUCAAAUCGUCAAUCGGCUGGUAGACAACAAGGAAAUGGACAUUUUCCCAUUGAUUUCACGCUGCACAUUGGAUAUCAUCUCAGGGCAGGCAGGCCAUACCGCCAUAGACAACAACCACAUGAAACGUGACGGUCAUUUCGGCAAGGACGUGCGUGUGAAUGUUCUCCUAGUUGUCUGUACACCAUGUCCGUUAUAGUUGAAGAUCAAAGUUUUGGUGUGACAUGUGUUACUUGGAAAUGUGAUAUGAGUUGCAAAACUGGUUUAUUCGAAAAAGUGAACUUAAAGUUGAAUAGAAUUCCAAGCCACACAUCUUACUUAGAAAUCUUCUGGUUUAAUCACGGAGAUCGAUGGGGUGCUCAUUCGCUUGCUGAACAUCCUAUUUCAUUUUGUCUGAAGGAGUUCCAUGAAGGGGAAAUGAAAAGUAGUCAACUUCCGUUAAAACAAGUUCCAAAAAGAGAUGCUAUUCCCUUUUAUUACCGCCAACCUCACGCCGUUUGGGUCACUGUCGACGUAGAUCACUUCAAAGAAACCUCGAAAGUCUUCCUGAGUAAAGAAUGCAACGAUUUGGACGACCAUGUUGCAGCCAUUUGGAAAUCGAUAAAAGUAUCCUUUACACCUACUUCGAGAAAGUUUUCAUUCAAGUUUUUUCUUCAUUUUAAUAAUUUCGGCAUUAGUGAAGUGAAAGCCGGCAAUAUUUUAACAGACUACUUUUUUCUUCAACAAACAAACUGUGAUGUUCAUUUUCGUUUCCCGUUGGGAAAGAAGAUCGGUGGUCACAUUUCCAUUAUUGCAGCUACUAGCCCUGUUUUUGCGGCCAUGUUCAGGCAUAACAUGAAAGAAUCAAAGACUGGUGAAGUCGUCAUCAAAGACAUCGAAAGAGACAUUUUCUAUGAGUUGCUUCACUACAUUUACUCGGGUCGGACAUCCGUGGCGAUGACUGAAGCCAUUGCCCAAUCAUUGAUAGCAGCAGCUGAAAAGUACAAUAUUCCUGAUCUGAAAAAUGAAUGUGCAGGUUUUCUAUUGGCACGAGUGACGGAUUCCACAGCUCAGAUAAUCUUUGAGGUAGCCGAUCGAUAUCACAUCCAGGAGCUGAAGGAGGAGUGUAUUCAAAUUCUCAUGUCACGCAUUGAAAUAAAGAAUGUCAUUCCGUUGAUUAUCUGGGCGAAUAAGAAACAUGCACAUAAAGUUAAAGGAGCAGGACUUCAUUUCAUAAAGAAAAAUUUCCAAGCCGUUUGUCAAUCUAAAGACUACGAAAACAUGAUGUUCCAGUUUCCUGAUCUCUGUUUGGAAGCAACAAGGUGCACGUACCGUUGAUGCCUUUCAAAAUCACCCUAAGCUUAUUUCCUCAUCAAGAUGCCGAAAAAGUUUUAUCGGGGAAGUCGAUUGUCUCCAGUUUCCUCCAUUUGUAUUUCGUUUCUUUUUCUCAAAUGUUGUUGCACUGUAAUGAAGAAAAUAAUUUUAAAUCACCAAGUUUUCCGUUUUGCUCUUAAGCCUUUAGUUCUUACUUAACAAAGAAAACCAAAAACGUAAAUGUCUUUUGGAACCAACCUUAGUAAUCCGCCAAAAUUGAAAAUGGAAUUUUGUUGCUUGGCUUAAGACGACAAUCAUGUUAAGUACGAAGAGUCCAAGAAAAAUGUCUCCUAUUAAUGUUUAGAAAGACGAUUUCACUUGGCACGUUGCGUACAUCAUUUUUUCGGCUGACGGCGCGUAUGUUUGUCGCAUCGGAUUCAACGUUUUGUUAAGGUGGCCAAUCAAAUUGAGAGAAGUGAAUAAAAAUGAUUUUUAAAACUUAAAA
Molecule: messenger RNA, 6737 nt
Organism: Daphnia magna
Lineage: Eukaryota; Metazoa; Arthropoda; Branchiopoda; Diplostraca; Daphniidae
Product: von Willebrand factor D and EGF domain-containing protein-like
Exons: 16
Coding region: 687-2678 (663 amino acids)
Biological process (GO): anatomical structure development
Cellular component (GO): cell surface; extracellular region
Molecular function (GO): calcium ion binding; signaling receptor binding
Source: RefSeq, a predicted model, not a curated record